GAAGAAAGUAAUGGUGACUUGAUAGUUGUUACCAUCGAUGAGUAUCUUACCUCCCAAGUAUGCUCUAAAUGUAUGACAAAAAGGGAUAUUAAUGCAUCUUUAAACAUAAUGAAGAUUGCUCAGUCGAUUUGGAGAGAUGGAGAGCGUCCUCUUCCGUUUAAAAGAGGUUAA
Messenger RNA from Cokeromyces recurvatus, 171 nucleotides. RefSeq lists its product as uncharacterized. NCBI's taxonomy places the organism in Eukaryota, Fungi, Mucoromycota, Mucoromycetes, Mucorales, Mucoraceae. The transcript is spliced from 2 exons. The annotation marks the transcript as partial. The record is from RefSeq and is a predicted model, not a curated record.